This is a messenger RNA of Caenorhabditis elegans, 1422 nucleotides long. RefSeq names its product Epoxide hydrolase (gene W01A11.1). Gene Ontology annotation, cellular component: endoplasmic reticulum membrane. Lineage: Eukaryota; Metazoa; Nematoda; Chromadorea; Rhabditida; Rhabditidae. The record is from RefSeq and is marked reviewed. The transcript is spliced from 8 exons. Gene Ontology annotation, molecular function: ether hydrolase activity; catalytic activity; cis-stilbene-oxide hydrolase activity. Bases 1 to 1359 code for a protein of 452 amino acids.
AUGGGUAUUCUCAAACUGAUCUUGGUGCCCGUUGCAAUCGGGGUUCUCGCCGCCGCCGUAUGGAAUUUGUUGCCGGAAAAGGAGAUUAAUGUCGAAGAGAACAAUUACUACGGUAGUGGUAAGGCGAAACCGGACAAUACGGAAAUUAAACCGUUCAAAGUGAACGUUGAGCAAAGUGUUAUUGAUGAUCUCAAACACCGACUUCAAAACGCUCGAAUUUCCCAUUCAGUUCUCGAAGAUUCUGACGAUUUCUACUAUGGAUUCAACUCUAAACAGCUUCUGAAACUCCGCGACUACUGGCUCAACAAGUAUGACUGGAGAAAACAAGAAGCAACUAUUAAUCAAUUCCCCCAAUUCAAGACUGAAAUCGAGGGUCUUCAAGUUCAUUUCCUUCACGUAAAGCCUCCAAAGUCCUACAAAAAUGUGAAACCAAUUCUCGUGGCACAUGGAUGGCCUGGAAACGUUUUCGAGUUCUACAAGUUCAUUCCACUUCUCACUGAUCCAAAGAAGCACGGAAUUGAUUCAGACUUCGCUUUUGAAGUCAUCGCUCCAUCAAUCCCCGGAUACGGAUGGUCUGAUCAGCCAAAGAAGACUGGAUUCUCACAGUUGGCAUGUGCUCGUGUAUUCCGAAAACUGAUGCUUCGACUUGGAUACAACAAAUUCUAUUUGCAAGGAGGAGAUUGGGGAGCAAUUAUCACUUCUCUUCUCACUAAAGUUUAUCCACAAAAUGUUAUGGCUCUUCACUUGAAUAUGAUGCCAGCCAUGCCAGGAGCCAAUGCAUUGGGAACAUUCUAUGACAUCCUCGGUUGGCUUAUUCCAUCUACUCUUUCAUCGAAAGAAAUUCAAAAAACUCACAAUCCAUUCUCAAAGUUCGGACUUUUGAUUGUCGAGACAGGCUACAUGCAUCUUCAAGCAACAAAACCAGAUACUGCAGGAACUUCCUUGAAUGAUUCUCCAAUUGGUCUUGCUGCAUACAUCAUUGAAAAGUUCUCAACAUGGACCAACACAGAAAACCGUGCACUUCCUGAUGGUGGUCUUAACAAAAGAUUUACAAAUGAUGAACUUCUCACUAUUGUUAUGAUCUACUGGACCAAUGGAAACAUUGUCUCUUCGCAGAGAUUCUACAGAGAAAUGUUCCUCGACCGUAGAUGCGAGGCACUUGGAAAACGAUAUGUGUCAACUCCAACUGCACAUGCCAGCGGCCUCAACGAGCUCUAUGACCGUACACCAAUCGAGGUCUCCCGUCAUUCCUAUAACAUCACCCAUUAUACUGAAAUCGAUAUGGGACACUUUGCCGCGUUUGAAGCCCCAAAACCACUCGCUCAAUCUGUUUUUAAAUUUGUCAAAGAUCUAAACUAGACUAGCUCUCAAAAAUUUAUAUGUAAGAAAUGUGUUUUAGCAAUGUAAUAAAUAGAAAAUCAU